AUGACUGAUAUUGAACAAAAAAGUUUAAUAUCAGAAAAAACUGAUCAUCAUGUUGAACAAGCUCGAAAACAAAUCAAAGAUUGGCUUAAUAAACCAAUGCGUGUAUCAAUAAUUGAUGGACGUGUUCUUGUCGGUGUUUUAUUAUGUACAGAUCGUGAUCAAAAUCUUAUCUUAGGAAAUUGUAAUGAAUAUAUUGGUUCACCAAGUGAACAAGAAGAAUUUCGUGUACUUGGUCUUGCACUUAUACCUGGUCAACAUAUUCAAUCAAUAUAUAUUGAAGAAGGACCUUCAUCUAUAUUUUCACAUUCAAAUCCAUCUCAUACAUCAAUAACAACAACAAAUGAUCAUAUGUUAGAUGAUGACAAAAGUGAUGGUUAA
Adineta steineri is the source of this 378-nucleotide messenger RNA. NCBI's taxonomy places the organism in Eukaryota, Metazoa, Rotifera, Eurotatoria, Adinetida, Adinetidae. The record is from the annotation of a GenBank genome assembly.